CACACUGUUUCCUAUUCUAUAUUUGCUAUGCUAUCAAUCAUGCUCGCCCACAUGGUUUAUAGGUUUUUACUAAGAAAUAAGAAUUGGGUCGUUACUCUUACCGUAAUGACCGCCCAGGUUUUAUUUAUAUUAAAGUCGCUCAUUAGAUAAAAUCUAUAAAAUCGUUGUAUAUUCGUGGUGUGUGUUAGUAUAUGUUUGAUCGUGUGUCGAAAACAUAUUCGAUAACGGUGGUCUGUUACUUAAAUAAAUUAGUGUGUUCGUAGUUCGUAUUGUUUGCUUACCGUGCUCGAUUACCGCUUAUGUGCCACGUAAUAUUCUGAUUUUAAUAUUUGUUGAACAAAAAUUAAAAUGCCUAAAAAAAAAAAAAAAAAUUUAAGUAGUCGUUUAAAUACUUUCGUGUCUGAGUUCGGUAAAAAUGUUUUUGUAUUGACACUAGGGUAUUAUUUUGCAAAUAUUGCGAAACGAAAGUCGAUUCGGAUAGAAGAUCCAGCGUAAUACAGCACUUGAAAACAGAAAAACAUUUGUGUUCUGUUAAACGUAAAGAAAAUCAACAAGAGACCAAGUGCCAACAACUAUUAACCAAUGAUUUACCGUCUAAAAAAUCGAAGUUCAACCUGGAUUUAUGCAAAGCUAUGGUCUCGACUAAUAUACCACUAAAUAAACUAUCAAAUAUAGAGUUUCGGACAUUUUUGGAAGUUUAUUCUGGAAAAGAUGUCCCCACAGAAUCAGUACUUCGAAAAUUCUAUUUAGACGACUACUACAACGAAAUGAUGGAAAAAAUUAGGCUUUUUGCGUGUUUUCGACCGAAAAAUUUGGGUGUCACUUGAUGAAACAACAGACACAGAAGGUCGGUAUAUAGCUAAUGUAAUAAUAGGGACUUUAGAAGAGGAUACUGCUGGUCCAAUUUUUUUACUGAAUACUGAAGCACUAGAAAAGACCAAUCACUCUACAGUUUCUAAACUUUUUGACAAAUCUUUAAGAAUUUUAUGGCCUAAUGGGAUAAGACACGACAACGUUUUAUUAUUUUUGUCCGACGCUGCGCCGUAUAUGAUAAAGGGUGGAAAAUCUCUGAAUGCACUCUACUCUAAAAUGGUACAUGUGACUUGUGCUGCUCAUGGCCUCCAUAGAGUUUCGAAGGAAGUACGAAAUCAAUUUAGUACUGUUGAUAAAAUUGUAGCUAAUUUAAAAAAAAUGUUUAAAAAAGCACCAUCACGCAUACAAAUUUUAAAAAAUUACGCUCCGGAUAUCCCUUUACCUCCAGAACCAAUUAUAACCUGAUGGGGUACCUGGAUCAAUGCUGUACUUUAUUAUUGUAAAUAUUACGAAAAAAUUCGUGAUGUUGUAAAUAUGUUGGACUCCAAUGAUGCUUUAAGUAUUAAAGUUCCAAAAAAAAAAUUGGUAAAAGAACACGUUCAAAAUAAUUUGGUGUAUAUUACUUCAAAUUUUAAAGUUCUUUUUGAAUCAAUUUUGAAACUGCAGACAAAAAACAUGCCUUUAGCUGAAUCGUUGAGUAUCGUGGACAAUGUUCAAACACAAUUAAAAUCCGUUCAAGGUGAACCAGGGAAAAAAGUCUAUGAAAAAAUGGAAAAUUUUUUGUCUAAAAAUAUCGGAUUAAAAACAUUAAAACAAAUCUCGUCAAUACUUAGUGGAUCUAUCUCCACCAUGGAUGGUCUUCCCGAAGAUCUGUCAACAAAUGACCUUAUUUUCUACAAGUACGCACCAAUGACGUCAGUGGAUGUCGAAAGAUCAUUUUCUGUUUACAAAAACCUUCUGAGCCAAAACAGACGAUCAUUUAAACUUGAAAACAUAAAAAAGUAUCAUAUCAUUCAGUGUAAUUUAGGACUCUGGGAAUAGAUCCAGUGUAGAACAGCUUCAUUAUCAAAAGAAAAAUACAAAUAAAAAAAAAAA
Messenger RNA from Sipha flava (yellow sugarcane aphid), 1908 nucleotides. RefSeq lists its product as uncharacterized. The coding region runs from base 1348 to 1854 and encodes 168 amino acids. The transcript is spliced from 2 exons. The record is from RefSeq and is a predicted model, not a curated record. NCBI's taxonomy places the organism in Eukaryota, Metazoa, Arthropoda, Insecta, Hemiptera, Aphididae.